CACAUCUCUACAUUUAGAGAGAUUGGUUUCUUUUAAUUAUCUUUCUUUUUUGUUUGUUUGAGCAUUAAAACCAUGAUGUCUACUAUAUCUCCGGUUUUCUCAUCUGAACCGUGUCUAAUAAACCCUGCCCCAGCUUUCGAAACCGGGUUCACUCCAUGGGACAUUUCACACCUCUUCUCGGUCUUUGACACACCAAUCGAUCUAGUACCAGACAACGAAAGCCCUGUUUCGGAUAAUAAUUAUCUGAACCGGGCCAGUUCAGACAUUGCUCCUACGGAUAAAACCGAUGAUCGGAGGAAGAAACGGAAAUUAUCGAACCGGGAAUCGGCUAAGCGGUCAAGGGUGAAGAAACAAAAGCACUUGGAGGAGAUGAGUAUCCAGCUAAACCAGCUCAAGAUUGAGAACCGGGAACUAACGAACCAGCUUCGGUACGUUUUAUACCAUUGUGAACGAGCAAAGACGGAGAAUGAUCGUCUACGUUUGGAGAACCGUAUUCUCCACGACAAGUUGUUGAACAUCAGACAAGUUUUGAUAUUUUGUCAGAUCGAACGCAGCUCAAACUGUGCCUCGUGGCCUUAUGAUAAUAGUACUGUUGUUACGGUCCAACAGGAUCCGUCGGUUAUAACAUGUUCUAGUUUGAGAACACCUUUGUAAAAAUGUUUUUAAGAAAUUGCAUGGAU
This is a messenger RNA of Eutrema salsugineum, 680 nucleotides long. RefSeq names its product basic leucine zipper 4. Lineage: Eukaryota; Viridiplantae; Streptophyta; Magnoliopsida; Brassicales; Brassicaceae. The transcript has a single exon. Bases 73 to 654 code for a protein of 193 amino acids. Gene Ontology annotation, molecular function: DNA-binding transcription factor activity; transcription cis-regulatory region binding. Gene Ontology annotation, cellular component: nucleus. Gene Ontology annotation, biological process: positive regulation of DNA-templated transcription. The record is from RefSeq and is a predicted model, not a curated record.